Messenger RNA from Fusarium pseudograminearum CS3096, 1074 nucleotides. RefSeq lists its product as uncharacterized. The record is from RefSeq and is a predicted model, not a curated record. Bases 1 to 1074 code for a protein of 357 amino acids. The transcript has a single exon. Lineage: Eukaryota; Fungi; Ascomycota; Sordariomycetes; Hypocreales; Nectriaceae.
AUGUCGUCUUCACCAUGCCUCGAUAUUCACCACUCCGCCAAGGCCGUAAUUCAAUGGCAGUCCGACACUACGACACAUACUCUGGCAAAGCCAGAUCCCCAAGUCAGCUCUAUAACAUUCACCUGCCGCUUCGAUAAAACAUGCGCCUUCUUCGAGCUGAGCAUUCCCGUCAAGCUCAAGGGAUUAGACACCACCACAGCCGUUACAUUACGCGCAUGCGCCUCGUCCAUAGUCUCUCUGGACGUAGUCAAGAACCCGACUGUUCCCGUCACAAUACAACGAGAGUUUGACUCUCCCACUCUGUGCCUCAAUUUCACCUUGAACCACCACCUCAACGUCCUUGUUCCCACUCCUGCACUAGAGCCGCCAUCUCCCGCCCGAAAACAUUCAGGUGCAGUUCUUGACGCGAUCCGUGAACUUUCCAAUGCCACCGUUCUAUCCAUCUUUAUCGAGGCUCAGGCCGCACCCUCGUCGCUCCAAUCCAUCAGUGAUGCCGUCACUGAGGGUCUUCUCAAGUCUUUUCACAGCCUCCGAUAUCAUCUUGCUAGUAUGUAUGGCGGCCUCGGAGCCAAGCUUAUCGAUCUGUCGGUUCAGACAGCACUCCCACCACCGGCCUAUGACGAUACCGAUCCGCCGCCACCGCCACCGAUCGAUUGCAAUUACAGUAAGAAGCGCCCUCGACAAGACAGCCAGUCCCCACGCAGCAGUGAUAUCGCCCUCAUUUGGGAUGAGCUGCGGUCUUUAAAAGAGACAAGAUGUCGGGAUCAAGUACGGAUCGAAGCCUUGGAGACGGAGAAUAAGAGAUUGAGACAAGAGAACGAAGACCUGGUCAAAGGCAUGGAUACGAUGCGAGAGCGAUGCAAUGCCUUGGAAGAUGGCUUCGAAGUUCUCAACAAGUCCACUGAGGGCUUUAUGGAUACAUAUGAUAACGAAUUGACGGAAUUGCGCGACGACAUUCACUCGCUGGAGGGAAUGGUCAACUUCCUACAAGAGGGUCAAGUCAGUGACGAGACGGCGAAGAGGAUAAAGGAUGCCGUUGUUAAGGAUAUUACAACGCGGCUUUCGGCAGAUUGA